AUGAUAACAUACUUUAUUAUAAACAAGCUAGGCACGGUUGUUUAUCAGUCAACAAACACAAAAAAGCAUCUCUCCAGUAAUACAGCCACUGCCAACGAAAGCCAGAGGAUACGCUACUUGCCUCUGCUUGUGAUCAAAGAUCUGAUCAAAGCGAAUCUCAACGACGUUGUCCAGUACAUCAAAGUGGGAAACAAGACGGUCGCUUUCAGAGAGCAACAGAAUCUUUUGUAUAUAGCUUGCACCAAACGACACAAUAUACCAAUCUCACUGCUACAACAACACUUGCGAGUUAUGCACAGCUUUAUAAAAUUUCAUUAUGGACCUCAUUGGUGUCUUCACAUUCAGGGCAGCAGCAACAGCACCAACUACAAUCGCAAUAGCAGCAUGAAAUCACUCACAUCAUCAGAUCUCAAUGCCUGUCUAUCCCUGUUGCCAUUUCUUUGCGGUAAAUUAUCCAUGCGAUCGUGUGAUAGCUUGUGUUUCAGUGAACAAGUGCAAGUGAGCGAUGAUCUACGAUGUCGGUUAAUGGAGAGUAUGAUGAAUUGCUGUAACAGUGCAUUUGUUCACCAGCACACACAUCAGCAUGGCCACCACCAGCAUCAUCAUCGCAACUCCUUUUUUUCAUCUGCCACAGCGUCAUCUUCCAGAACAACAAACAGACCCACCUCCAUCUUUGAUUACCACCACUCUCAAGAUAGCAGCAACAGCAGCAGCGUUGUGUCAACUAUGACCACAACAUGGAGUUAUUGUUAUUUGUUUGCGAGAGAAAAGCUCGUAACACAGUGUCAUAAUAGCAGCACUAUAGAAAACAAUGAUCUGCCUGAUGAGUUUAUUUAUUUUUUAAAGCUGGUAGUAUCACAAUUUAUGCAGGAAAAGCAAGAGUCAGGCAAUUACUACCUGAAUCACAUACGGACAACCACAUUACCGCAAAACAUAUCAAACUCUCCAUCCAGCACGGAUACCACUGUCAUUGCCCAUUCCAACACAACAAAUACCACCAUCACAACAAACACUACGGGGAAAACCUUAAAUAAUAACACCACCACUACUACAGCAGCAUCACCUACAUCCACUAAAUCAGAGACGUCUGCUAGCAACACAACCAAUAGCUCCAGUCAGCCAUCCUCGCUUGCAUAUGUGUACGACGCCAACUCUAGUUCAGCUCCAUUUAAAAUAAGGGAGAAGUCCGCAUCUUCAGUAACUGUGGUAUCCUCAGACUCUUCUGUAUCCUACUGGAGCAAUCCCUUGACAAACAGCAGCAGUAUCCAAGCACAUCACUUGGUGGCGCCCAUGAAAGCCAUGGAGAUUGACCGUAUACCCGCCAAUGUACUGCAGCCACAGCAUCAUAAUCCUCAACUGCAGCAAUCCAUGAUAGCCGACAUUUUGAAUGCGGAUGAUACCACCAACAACAUGUCUUUUUUGUCAAGCAGUGUGCCCUCUGAAUCUACUACAGCCACAUCCAAUACAACAGCCACCACGUAUAGUCAACAAAGAAACCCCUUCCAAAGAGUUUCAUCUGCGCCAUCAUCCCCCACACACCGUUCUAGAUCACAAAGUGUGUCCACAACAGCAGGAGGAGAAGAUUCUUCGUUGAAGCAUUUGCUCACCAACCUGAUAAACGGUGAAACAAGCUAUUUGGAUCAAACAGAAGAUGUCAAAUUGGUGCGACGUUGGGUAAAGUUGGAUGGCCAUAUCUAUUUAGCCAAUUUCCUGCUGAUAUUAAUCAGUGAUGGGUUGUGUGCUGUUGUUGUCUGCAAAGAUGAUCCUGACAAGCACCCUACAAAUACCAAUACCAAAAUGCCACCCACAAGCACAAAAUCUACCUGGAAACCUACAUCAUUGCAAGUGAAACGGUUUAAAGCAUCCUUAAAGUCAUGUUUAUCCGAUUUCACUACAUUCUUACUCACAAAGGAAGCAACUCAUUUCACGAAUCUUUCAUUUGCUGUGACCUAUCCAGGCCUCGUUCACUUUGUUCACUUUGACAGGGGCAUCAUGACAGCGCCUUGUUUGGUGGAUCUAAACGAUUUGGACAAGAAUCAUGAACUCUUACAUGAAGUUUAUGGAAAAUACAAUGCCGCCAUCACAGAUCGGUGCAAAUGGGUCUGGCCCAACGAACCCACCCUGAAGAAACUGUGCAAUGAGAUGAUCCACUUGGGCUUAUGUUAUCGUCAGGAUCCACACAGAUCCCGAGUAUUGCAGGAAUCCAAUGACCGUGAAUAUUACUUUCUCUACCAAAAGACAAAGCACCAAGAGCUGCUGGCCAUCUAUUUCUCAAUCAUUCCACCCAACAGGCUCUGGAGCAUGCAUCAAAAGCUGUUCAAUGACAUCAGUCAACGUGUGCAAAUCUAG
Mucor velutinosus is the source of this 2349-nucleotide messenger RNA. RefSeq lists its product as uncharacterized. The transcript is spliced from 6 exons. Lineage: Eukaryota; Fungi; Mucoromycota; Mucoromycetes; Mucorales; Mucoraceae. Gene Ontology annotation, biological process: vesicle-mediated transport. Bases 1 to 2349 code for a protein of 782 amino acids. The record is from RefSeq and is a predicted model, not a curated record.